Messenger RNA from Urocitellus parryii (Arctic ground squirrel), 3502 nucleotides. RefSeq names its product ESF1 nucleolar pre-rRNA processing protein (gene Esf1). Gene Ontology annotation, molecular function: RNA binding. The record is from RefSeq and is a predicted model, not a curated record. Gene Ontology annotation, biological process: rRNA processing. Lineage: Eukaryota; Metazoa; Chordata; Mammalia; Rodentia; Sciuridae. Gene Ontology annotation, cellular component: nucleus.
CUUGAGAAGAAGGGCUGUGGAGCGGCUGCACCAGUCUCUGACAGGAUCCCCUUCGGAUUUGUGAGGGGAGCUCCGCUUCUUCCUUCUCCGUCCUCGCUGUUGAGGCCUUCUCAGUCCUCUUCAAGGCUGCUUCUUUGGAACCUCAGUCCAUAUUUGGUUUCUUCAAACAUUUGUUCAGUGAGAGAUUUUAAAAUGUCAUCCAAACAAGAAAUAAUGAGUGACCAGCGGUUUAAACGAGUUUCAAAGGAUCCCAGAUUUUGGGAAAUGCCAGAAAAGGAUCGAAAAGUCAAAAUUGACAAGAGAUUUCGAGCCAUGUUUCAUGACAAAAAGUUUAAAUUGAACUAUGCUGUUGAUAAAAGAGGCCGCCCCAUCAACCAUAGUACUACAGAGGACUUGAAACGUUUCUAUGACCUUUCAGAUUCUGAUUCCGACCUCUCUGAUGAAGAUAACAAAGCACUGAACCAAAAGAAAAUGAAGAAAAAAACCCAGACCAAAAAUGAAAUAAAGUCCAAAAAUUUGACUGAGAAGAAAAAAAAAGAAACUGAAAAAGUUAGUCAAAAGGAUUCUGAAAAUAAAAAUGAUGUAGAUAAUUCUGAAAGAAUUCAGCAAAAGAAAAACAUAUGUAGAUUUAAGAAGAUAGAUUUAGAAAUAAGUCCCAAAAAAGAUAGUGAAGAAUUUACACAUAAAAGUACACAAGUGAAAAAAAACAUUGAAUGUAGUGCAGACUCUUUUCCCAAAGGAAAACUAAGGACAGUAGGCUCAAGCACCUCUGAAAUUGGGAAAUCUACCAAAAUCAUUUGUUCGRAGACAAAAAGAGAAAAACAAUCAGUUCCAUUCAUAGUGGCAAGUGACAAUGAUGGUAAAAUGUUUGACAAAGACACUCUGGAGGAAGAUUCAGACAGUGUUAGUGAAAUAGGAAGUGAUGAGGAAUCUGAAGAUGAAAUCACAGGUGGUGGUGGCUCUUCAGCUGAUGAUGAUGAAAAUGAAGAUGAUCAAAAGGAAGAUGAAGAUAGUGAAGAGGAUACCGAAAGUGACAGUGGCCCUGAUCUUGCAAGGGGUAAAGGAAAUGUAGAAACUAGUUCUGAAGAUGAUGAUGAUUUGGCAGAUUUAUUUCCAGAAGAGCCUGGUUUUGAGCAUGCUUGGAGAGAAUUAGAUAAAGAUGCUCCUCGGGCUGAUGAGAUCACACAUCGGUUAGCGGUUUGCAACAUGGACUGGGAUAGAUUAAAGGCAAAAGAUUUGCUGGCUCUGUUUAAUUCUUUUAAACCUAAAGGAGGUGUUAUAUUUUCUGUAAAGAUAUAUCCUUCAGAGUUUGGAAAAGAAAGGAUGAAAGAAGAACAAGUUCAAGGACCAGUAGAGUUACUAAGUAUUCCUGAAGAUGCCCCUGAAAAAGACUGGACCUCUAGAGAAAAAUUAAGGGAUUAUCAGUUCAAACGACUGAAGUACUAUUAUGCAGUAGUAGAUUGUGAUUCUCCUGAAACUGCAAGUAAAAUUUAUGAGGAUUGUGAUGGCCUGGAAUUUGAAAGUAGCUGUUCUUUCAUAGAUCUAAGGUUUAUACCAGAUGAUAUUACUUUUGAUGAUGAGCCCAAGGAUGUAGCCUCAGAAGUGGAUUUAACAGCAUAUAAACCAAAGUAUUUCACAUCUGCUGCAAUGGGAACAUCAACGGUGGAGAUAACUUGGGAUGAGACUGAUCAUGAAAGGAUCACAACACUCAACAGAAAAUUUAAAAAGGAAGAACUUUUGGACAUGGAUUUUCAAGCCUAUUUAGCUUCCUCUAGUGAAGAUGAGGAUGAGUUAGAGGAGGAGAUACAAGGUGAUGAUGGAGUCAAUGUGGAAGAUGGAAAAACUCAGAAGAAAACUCAGAAGGAUGAUGAAGAACAAAUUGCUAAAUAUAGACAGCUCUUACAAGUUAUUCAAGAAAAAGAAAAGAAAGGCAAAGAAAAUGAUAUGGAAAUGGAGAUUAAGUGGGUUCCAGGCCUUAAAGAAAGUGCAGAAGAAAUGGUCAAAAACAAAUUGGAAGGAAAGGAUAAACUGACCCCUUGGGAACAAUUUUUAGAGAAGAAGAAAGAGAAGAAAAGACUGAAAAAGAAACAGAAGACUCUUGCUGAAGAAACCAGUGAUGAUGAACUUCCCCCUGAUGUUGAUUUGAAUGACCCGUACUUUGCUGAAGAAGUUAAAAGAUUAGGUAUAAAGAAAAAAUCAGUGAAAUCUGCAAAAGAUGGUACAUCUCUGGAGGAAGAAACUGAAAUAGAAAGACAAAAGGCUGAAAUGGCUUUGCUCAUGAUGGAUGAGGAGGAGGACAGCAAGAAACACUUCAAUUAUAACAAGAUUGUGGAGCACCAGAAUCUGAGCAAAAAGAAGAAAAAGCAACUUAUGAAAAAGAAGGAAUUAGUAGAAGAUGACUUUGAGGUAAAUGUUAGUGAUGCACGGUUUCAGGCAAUGUAUACUUCCCACUUGUUCAAUUUGGAUCCUUCAGACCCUAACUUCAAGAAAACAAAAGCUAUGGAAAAAAUUCUUGAGGAGAAAGCCCGGCAAAGAGAACAAAAAGAAGAACUCACUCAGGCUUUAAUAAAGAGAAAAGAGAGUGAGUUUGAAAAGACAUCACAAAAGAAGUCUGUUGAUCCUGCCUUAUCAAUGCUGGUUAAAUCUGUAAAAAACAAAACAGAACAGUUUCAAGCAAGAAAAAAACAAAAAGUCAAAUGAUGAUCUUGUUUCUUUUUGGAUGGAGAUGUAUACAGAAACAGAAUGAAUACUGAGAAACUGCUUUUCAAGAAUAUGAAAACUUUUUCUGACCAUACUAAAAUUUUUCUCUGUACAUAAUUAUUGUACCUAAUUGUGGGUGGCAGAUUUGUACCAGUAUUCCCACAGAUUAAUCUUAAUUAAAUUAAGGAUUUAUAACAAUUUUAUAUUUUAUGAAGUUCAGUUCCUACUAAUAGAAAGUUACUCUAAGUUAGUUUCUUUUUAAAAGACUUUACAAUUCUGUGUAAAAACAAAGUGGUAUCUACUCUUAAGUCCAUGUCACAGGUUAGUGACAAUUUGAAAAUAAGGAUAUGUAAUAAUACAUUUAUUUCUGUGAAAGCAGGAGGCAAAUUUAGAUAGCUACUAAAAUUAUUUAUUUUCUAGCUAUAAAGGAUGGAAGCCAAGAGCUUUGUUGUUUGUCAUGCUUAGUAGUUUGUUUAUGGAAUUAAUUUAUAAAUAAAAGCACAAAAUAUUUUUAUUAUUUUGCAUAGAACUGAUUUGUUUCACUUUAUGUACCUCAAGUAAACUGCUCUCUGGAAAAAAAUAUCUGAAAAUGUGGCUUUAACUCUUUUUAAGAGGACAACUCCAUGAAAAGGCAGUUCCAAGUUUUCAUUGCUCAUAAUUGCUUUUGAAAUGUUCGUGAGGUCUACAGUGGUUUUUCUAUUUGUAGCAGCAGAAAAUUCUUCUGUCUGUCCUUCAGAUUUUUGGAAUGCUUUAUAAGGGUGGAUAUGCUGCUAUAGAGUUUAAGGAAAACUUAAUUUUUAAA